CACUGGAAGAUAGUACUUCAACUUCAAUCAAGUCAUCUCUCCGCAAUACAAGUCUUAGGAAAAAAAAAUGUUUAAAAGAUUUUUGCUUCCACACUAAAUCUGUAUUAUAAAUUACUUCUUACAAACGAUAAAAAGAUUAAUCAUUGGAUCCAUUAAUUUUUUUUUACACUUAAGAUGUAAAUGGUGAAUAGUGUGAAAAGUGCAAUCACAAAGGUCAGUGUAAUGUGAUGAUAUUCCAAUUGAAAAUAAAAUUCAGCUGACUCUUGUUUACAACGUCAUAGUUAUGUAUUCCUUUGAGGGAGAUUUUAGGCGAAAGCCUCAACAAAAUUUAGCUGGCGCCAGUGCUCAGCGUAAAACAGAUCGAGAUGCUUUGAUACUACAGACACAGCAGCAAAGACAGAAACGCGAGGAACAUCGUAGAAGACUGAAUAGUACAAUCAAAAUCCAAGCUUUUGUACGAAGCUACCUUACAAGGAAACAUUGCAAGCAAGUUGAAAGAGAGCAGUUUGAUACAAUAUUCCCAAGAGCCAAUCCCGAUGAUCAAAACAUAAUAACAUUGUUAGUAGCAAAGAUAUUAUUCUUUUACGAUGAUCGGAAAGAUUUUAACAGAUUGGUGUCUAUAUCACAGCUAUUAUUGAAGCAAUGGCAAAAAGUGUUUCAAAGUGGAGGCUCUUCAAUACAGAUCAGGCGGUUGCUUGCUUUACAUCUCCGAUUGCUUCAAAAUGAUUCAGAGGUUCCUUUGGCUGUGCCAUUGAGGAUGUUAGAGGUGUUCACAUCAACACAAUCUGCGGAAACAUCAAUGACUUGUGAAGAGGCUGUUAAUAUUAUUGGAGGAUCAUUUUUAUAUUUGAUCAAAAGAGGCUACUUUAAAGAUUUACGUAAUCUGAUGUGUCAACGCACACCACCUUUAUAUGGACCAUCACCGAAUCCACCCACCCCUUUGUGCGGCGCCUUGCUGGAUUUAAUCCAGAGACCGCUCAAUCUGACUGUCCAAAUUAAUACUUCACUAUAUGAAGAUACAGUUAUAACAGAGUUUGCGUCAACAUUCUUGUGCAAUCCGUAUCCGGAGCCUGUUGAGAUGUACAUCCUACCAGCGCUAGCACAGGACCGUAACAGUCCCUUCCCCUUCUUAGGACUUAUACGAUGUAUGCGGGAUGAACGUAAAUUUACUAGCGGAAAAUUAAUCAAUGACUCGUGGUUGUUACAUUCCAUUUUAUCAUUAGAACCUCCUGGAUUUGGUAAUCAGCUACGUAGUGUAGACAAUUCAAAACUUCCGAACAAUCCAAUUGUGUUAGAAUAUCUGAAGAUAUUAGCGAUGCUGACAGAGAAUGUGUGCAAUAAACAGAUAACAUAUGAAUAUGAAAAUUCAUUGUUCAGUCAGGAGACGGCAGCGGAUAAAGAUGAUGAUAGUGAUGAUGAGGUGGAACCCAACCCAACGUCAGUGAGGGAACAGACAUUGUUGACUAAAUGUAUAGAGAUGUUGAAUGAACCAGACAAUUGCAUCAUGAUGACAUGUUCCCAAAUCAAUGAAAAUGAACUCAGUGAGGACUUUUUAGAUUAUAUUUCCAAGAUAUGUCAUAACUUACUUUUGAGUCAUAAGAUGGCUCUACAUAAGUACCGGUUACUGUACACGCUGGCCUUCAAGCCGAUAUUCGUGCGCGGGCUGUGGCGCUGGCUGAGCGGCAUGUGCCAGGAGUCGCUGUUCGGCGGGCCCAGCACGGCGCUGCUGGCCGUGCUGUCGCGCGGCGUGGUGGCGCCCGGCGUGCAGCUGCUGCUGGCGCCGCUCGCCGUCUUCUGCGCGCUCUUCACGCUGCUCAUCGGCACGCUGCACGAUACGGAGUUCUUCAGGGAUACCGGAGACAAUGACACAUUCAAUUUCGAUUUGAGUAUACCAGGUCCGUCUGUGGGUCGCACACACGCGUUCGAGUUCUCCGAGCUGGGCGCGCUGUGCCGCGCGCUGCGCCAGCUCUGCCUGGGCCUGCUGGAGCUGGCCGUGCCCGACACCCGCCUCGCGCUCGCACUCUCCCCGUACAAGCAGCCCACGCAACAGCACACGCAGGAGUGGACACAUCUCUUCAAGGUGUGCACGCAGCUGCUGCGCACGCUGUACGCUCGCGACGAGCGGCUGCACUUCAGCACGGGCGGGGCGGCGGGCGGGCCGGGCGCGGCUGCUGGCGGCGCCAGCGCGGCCUGGUCUGGAGAACGAGAAGACGAUGCCACCGAGGUGGCGGCGCUGCUCGUCUUCGCACGCGCGCACAUCCGGGAUACCACGCCUCUAGUCGACACCACACGUAUUGUAAACAAUGAAGAGGGACCACCAUUCACGACAAAGGAAUUGAGGAUGCUGACUAUAUUAAAGGAGAUUCCUUUCGUCAUAUCGUUCUCCACCAGAGUCUUGAUAUUCCAAACAUUGCUACUUAGGGAAAAAAGUACAAAUUGGUUGCAAAAUUUUAACGAAGGCCCUUCAAUUAAUAUUAAUAUUAGACGGACACAUUUAUAUGAAGAUGCCUUUGAAAAGCUGAGCCCAGAGAAUGAACCCAAUCUGAAGCUGACUUUGCGCAUUCAGUUUAUUAACCAAGUGGGCGCGGACGAGGCCGGUGUUGACGGCGGCGGUGUCUUCAGGGAGUUCCUCUCAGAAUUACUAAAAUCAGCAUUCGAUCCUAACAGAGGGCUGUUUCGUUUGACCAAAGACAACAUGUUAUAUCCCAAUCCUGGAGUACACUUGCUGUAUGACGACUUCCCGAUGCACUAUUACUUCGUGGGGAGAAUGCUUGGAAAGGCGCUGUACGAGUGCCUGCUGGUGGAGCUGCCGCUGGCGGAGUUCUUCCUGAGCAAGCUGUGCUCGUCGCGCGAGCCGGACGUGCACGCGCUGGCGUCGCUGGACCCCGCGCUGUACCGCGGCCUGCUGCAGCUGCGCGCGCACGCCCGCCGCGACGUGCCCGACCUCGGCCUCGACUUCACCGUGCUCACUGACGACCUGGGCGAGCAGAGGACAGAGGAGUUGAAGCCUGGAGGUGCCAAUAUACCUGUCACAGCCGAGAAUAGGAUAGAAUAUAUACAUCUUGUUGCAGAUUACAAACUUAAUAGACAAAUAAGAGCCCAGUGCAACGCAUUCAAGCGCGGCGUGACGUCGGUGGUGAGCGCGGAGUGGCUGCGCAUGUUCUCCUGCCGCGAGCUGCAGCUGCUGGUCUCCGGCGCGGAGGUGCCCAUCGACAUCGACGACCUCAGGAAGAACACCAACUACGCAGGUGGUUUCUCUGAGCGUCACCCGACGGUGCAGGCGUUCUGGAAGGUGGUGGAAGGCUUCACCAACGACCAGCGCCGGCAGCUGCUGAAGUUCGUCACCAGCUGCUCGCGACCUCCACUACUGGGAUUUAAGGACCUGAUCCCGACGUUCUGCAUCCAGUCUGCGGGCGCGGCGGAGCGGCUGCCCACCGCCUCCACCUGCAUGAACCUGCUGAAGCUGCCCGAGUUCCGCUCCGAGCAGGCGCUGGCCGACAAGCUGCUCUACGCCAUACAGGCCGGCGCCGGCUUCGAGCUCAGCUAGUGCCGACAUGUGUACAGCGGGAGACGAGUGCAUCGUUUAUAUUAUAAAUAUACGUCAUUCUGCAACACAUUAGUGUACUGAGUGUAAAUCUCAUUGUGAUAAUGUUAAUUUUAUAUAGAGCCGGUUUUUGUGUAAAUAAAUAUUACCCGAAUUGCUC
Papilio polytes (common Mormon) is the source of this 3704-nucleotide messenger RNA. RefSeq names its product ubiquitin-protein ligase E3C. NCBI's taxonomy places the organism in Eukaryota, Metazoa, Arthropoda, Insecta, Lepidoptera, Papilionidae. The transcript is spliced from 20 exons. Gene Ontology annotation, molecular function: ubiquitin protein ligase activity; protein binding. Gene Ontology annotation, biological process: ubiquitin-dependent protein catabolic process; protein polyubiquitination. The record is from RefSeq and is a predicted model, not a curated record. Bases 284 to 3547 code for a protein of 1087 amino acids.